AUGUUUAUGGAUGAGUACGAAAGUUUAAACCACAUGUCAGGAAUUUCAAGCCGGUCACGUGAACUCGAUCCGACACAAGUAGUCUACUUAACUCAUCAUCCAGUAAUCAGGGAGUCUAGUAGCACUAUGGCAGUUCGAAGUGUUUUUAAUGCGUCUCGACUAACGUCAAAUUUUAUAUCGCUUAAUGAUCACAUGCAUGUUGGGCCCAAAUUACAAACUAAUGUAUCCGAAGUUCUUUUGCAGUGGCGAACUUACCAAUUGGUUUAUGCUGCAGAUAUUGCAAAAAUGUAUAGACAGAUUCUCAUAAAUGAAAAGGAUCGUGACUAUCAGAGAAUUCUUUGGAUUCCGACACUGAACUCCGAACCGACGGAAUUUCGUUUAAAUACCGUAACUUAUGGAACAGCGGCUGUUCCAUUCCUCGAUUUACGGGUCCUUCGGCAAUUAGUCCUAGACGAGGGACUUCAGCAUCCUAAGGGCUCGAUCGUCAUUACCUAUCAGACUUAUAUUGAUGAUUGCCUUUUUGGAGCAGAUUCAAAAGCUGAAAUAAUUGAAAUUCGAGAGGACGUAAAAAAUUUGCUUCAGAAGGAACAUGGCUUAGCUGUCGAAAAACCCUUAGAUGAAAACGAUUCUUUAAAGGUUCUUGGUAUCGUCUGGCAUCCCAUCUUGGAUGACUAUCGCUUUAAAAUAGAACUACCAGAAGUCUCGCAAUUAACUAAACGGACAGUUGUGUCUCUAAUUGCUCAUUUAUUUCAUCCCUUCGAUUGGGUAUCACCAGCAGUGAUUUUAGCUAAAAUUUUUAUGCAAAAGCUUUGGAUUAAAUCGAUCUCUUGGGAUGAUAUUUUAACAGAAGAUCUUUGGAAAUUUUGGAACGAAUAUCAUGCUUCGAAUGUCGCUUACACCGCAGUAGUUUAUAUUCGUUUGACUUUCAAAUCUGGAGAAACUCGCGUUGUUUUAUUAUCAAGUCGAACUAGAGUAGCACCGAUAAAAUCGCAGACACAAACAGUUCCACGCUUGGAACUUUGUGGUGCUUUACUUCUUGCUAAAUUGAUUUCAGCUAUUAAAAAUACUUCGCAAUUCUCAGACCUAAGAUCGAUAUGCUGGACUGAUUCAACUAACGUUGUAGCUUGGAUAAAUAAGUACCCUUCGGAUUUGAAAAUGUUCGUUGCUAAUCGCGUCGCUGCUAUUUAUGCGGUAACACCGUCUAGCAUUUGGAAGCAUGUGCCGACCAAGGGUAGUCCUGCCGAUUAUGCCUCUCGUGGUGUUUUUGCUUCUAAACUUGUCGAAAAUGAUCUUUGGUGGCAUGGUCCGACGUGGCUAAGUCAAACUGAAGAUUUUUGGCCUUCGAUGGGAAACGUUAGGAACUUCGAAACCGAUUUGGGUCUUCGAAUGCAAACUCAUCUCGCAUAUGAACAACCUAAAUUUUGCUUAGAAAACCUAUCAACUCGAAUCUUGUCGUGGCUGAAACUUGUGCGUAUUUUAGCGUAUGUCCUCAAAUUUUUGGCUAUUAAAACCGGAUUCUCCCCCUUUCAAAUGAAAAUCGGAAAUGAUGUCUCUAUCGUGAAAUAUUGUAGUGAUAGUGAAACUAUUUGGCUCAAGUAUAUUCAGUCUCAAUUAUUUUUUAACGAUAUUUCAAUCUUAGAUAGAAAAAUCGAAUUAGACCGCAACAGUCCAUUGCUGUCAUUAAAUCCGUUCCUUGAUGAAAACAAAAUCCUUCGCGUUGUAAGAAGAUUAACUAACGCAGCAAUGGAAUUUAAUCGAAAAUUUCCAAUUAUUAUCAAGGCACAUCCUUUAGUAACUUUGCUAAUACGACAUUUUCAUAGGAAAUGUUUGCACGGAGGAACGCCAUUGACUUUGAGUCUGCUAAGACAAAACUUUUGGCUUAUCCGGGGAAGACAAACAGUUAAAUCCGUCAUCUACCAAUGUAUGCCUUGUGUUCGAAUUCGUGCGGAUGUUUCAAAUCAAUUAAUGGGUGCUUUGCCUAAAAGCUGUAUCACGCGACCUACAGGACCCUUUACUCACGUUGGUAUCGACUAUGCAGUCAUUGAUUAUACUACUGAAGCAUUUCUCGCUGCACUUAAACGUUUCGUCUCCUGUCGAGGGAUACUUCACACGAUUCACAGUGAUCGAGGGACGAAUUUCCAAGGUGCUAGUCGCGAACUUGACGAAACUUUCCAAAGAGAGACACAAACACCUGAAGUACGAGCGUAUUUGCUACAUGAUAAGAUUCGAUGGGAUUUCAUUCCCCCCGCAGCGCCGCAUUUUGGUGGGAUUUGGAAAUCUGGCGUGCGAAGUGUAAAAGACCACUUGCGACGCGUUCUCGUAGUUCAAACUCCUUCUUUCGAAGAAUUGACUACAUUAUUGUGCCAGAUAGAAGCAUCUUUGAAUUCAAGGCCAUUGUGCCCUCUAUCAGAUAAUUCAGAGGAUCUAAAAGUUUUCACACCAGGACAUUUUUUAAUUGGUGGAGAACUAAUUGCAGUACCAGAAAUUUUAUUAGAAAAUUUAAAAUCAAAUCGAUUGUCAAAAUGGCAAUUGUGGCAACAAAUUCUUGAAACUUUUUGGAAAACCUGGUCUCAAGAUUAUAUUUUAUCUUUAAAACAACGUAACAAAUGGCAACUUCGAAAAAAGAAUAUUUGA
Belonocnema kinseyi is the source of this 2634-nucleotide messenger RNA. RefSeq lists its product as uncharacterized. The record is from RefSeq and is a predicted model, not a curated record. The transcript has 4 exons. Gene Ontology annotation, biological process: DNA integration. Bases 1 to 2634 code for a protein of 877 amino acids. Lineage: Eukaryota; Metazoa; Arthropoda; Insecta; Hymenoptera; Cynipidae. Gene Ontology annotation, molecular function: nucleic acid binding.